Messenger RNA from Bombus impatiens (common eastern bumble bee), 8408 nucleotides. RefSeq lists its product as uncharacterized. The record is from RefSeq and is a predicted model, not a curated record. The annotation marks the transcript as partial. Lineage: Eukaryota; Metazoa; Arthropoda; Insecta; Hymenoptera; Apidae. The transcript has a single exon.
CGCAACGACGACGACGACGACGACGACGACAACGACGACGACGACAACGACGAUCAUCUGGAUAACGUCGACGAGGAGAAUCGGUUGGCACGUGUCACCGCCGGUUCCCUGCUUGAUCAUCUGGCCAGACGUGACGAGGACGCCUAUGAAGGCGUGACCAAUGAGGAGAGAUCGCUCGAGUUCCUUGCCACCCACAGGGGGGUGCCUUACGAUUCACGAUCGAUGUCGAAGGUGACCGAUUACGACAGAAGAUACGACCACCAGUUCGCCGCGCGAGAGUAUACGGAGACAACGUUAACGGAAUCGGUGAACAAGCUUCAGGAUUACAACAGCAGUAGCAGCAGCAGCAGCAGCGCGAACAGUCUCGAUGGUCUCUGCCAGGGACAUCAACGAAUAAUCAGCGAUUUAAAUCGCGGCAACGAAUCGAGCACGCGCGAUCAUUAUAUGGUACCCACUCGCGAUCCCAGGGAACUCAACGAAAGAAUCUUGUCGCUGUUCAAUCCACAGUUCCUGCCGAACUUUAACGACAUGAUGAUGUACGUGGGGAAUCAGUACGACGCCAGACGAAGCCCACCACCCAGAUCACGAUCGAUGGCCGACGGAGAGAGUCGUUUGUUCAGGAGCUCGAGUUGUCGAAAGAAACGCGUCGGUGCGAGCUCAAUGUUCUUCCGCCGUGGAUUGACGUACGAAACGGCGCGCAAGUGACGCAAGUUGUCUCCUUUCGGAUUCAAACGAAGAAUACAGAGUUGGAUAACCCGUGAUGAAACGUAAGACGACUCUCGGAGAACACCGUUGUCCCGCGAUCGAACGAGAGAAAAAAGAUUUCGAUCGGAAGGACCGAAGACCGAGCGGAUUAGCUUCGCAACGGUUUAGUUAGUUCUCUUCCUCCACGAUCGCUCUUGCGUUUCCUAUUGCAACUAUCCUUCGUGAUCACGAAAACAUCUUGAUCCGUAUGCGUUCUUGUACGGAGAACGAGACUACGAAAGAAGACCACGAUGUUAUAUGCAAACUUAGUGUCGCCGUUACCUGAGAUACCUCGAGAACGUGUACUCGAGAUAUGUACGUAUUUCUGUUUUGUCGUCGUUCAUGAUCGUGUACAGACCGACCGUGUACGUUGCAAGACCACUUCCGGUGUCACGUGUCAUAUCGUCUGAGAUGUAUCGCGAGAACAGAGACACGCGGACUUUGAAAAUAUUUUUUUAAGGUAUAUCACUUCAGGCUCUUUCCGAUGUCUUUAAGCGCGACAUCGUGUAUCGGACGCUCCAACCACACCUUGAGCUAAUUUUUGUACGGAAUUCGAUCGAUUUUCGAAUUCUUCCUUUCCGUUUCUCACCAGUACGGCAAUGGAAGGAUAUGGGAAAUGAAAGGCCACACAAAAAGGAAUAUAACCGUGCAACAACGACGAUGGGACAAAGGAUCGACUCGUAGCUGUGUAAUGUGAUACGAUCAGAGGAGAGACUGUGUUCGUAGCAGUGGCCUGUUUAGGUGCUUAGAACCUAAGAACGGUGAUUUAAGGACGAAGACGAAGCGUCCAGCGCUUGGAUCCUCGUUUCUCAAACUACCUUCUACGAACUUUGGCCCCCAUGGCCCCUUGAUCGUUGACAAGCAACCAAGAAAAUCCCGGUAGACAAAAACUCGCCAAAAAAGACAAACUACUCGUUUUACACGAAGAAAAAGUUGCUUGCUGCGCAAUGUCUAUCAGAUUCACUUUGUUCACGAUUCUCGAGACAAAGCUGGAGAUAGUUCCAACAGUUGAGACGUAGAGAGAGAAAAUAUUCAAAGAGACAACCGGAAAGGGUGAAAGUUUGAGAAACGUGGUGCCAUGGAACGACGUUCCAAGCAUUCGCACGAGACGAGGCGUGCCUUCCGUAUAUUAAUUGUUGGCAAAUUUCUGAUUUAUAAAACAGGAACGGGAGAAUGCGGCCGGUAUAGAUUCGGGCAAGUGCCUCAUUUAUGCGUUUCGUUUAAAAAUAAAUAUUCGAUAGUGGAAGAGGACAAUGAUAAGUUGGUGAAGAUGAAAAGAGAGAGAAAGAGAGAGCGAGCGCGCGAGAGCGAAAGAGAGAGAGAGAGAAAGAGAGAGAGAGACUUAUGUAAGACUUAUUCAAAGUAUUGUUGUGCACUUAUUGCCGUGCUGUGAGUAUAUUGGUUAUUAGCAAGAGAGAAUCGUGGUGUUGAAGCACGUGUACGGUUAUUAAAAUGAAAAGUAAUAAGGAAGAAACAUUUACCGCGUUGUGGCGCCUUCGAGAAGUUAUGUAUUUUUGGCUGGGACGUGUUACGAAUCAAUUUAUCACUGUUAACGGUGUUCCGGGCGAGGUGUGGAGGUGUAUCUUUUUCUUUUCUUUAUUUUUAUUCUAUAAGAUAAACGAAGUGAUACUACGUUGCGAAUGAAUCGCUCGAAUCCGAUUAUCGAUGACUUCAUUUGACUGCAGGAUACCUCCGUGAGGUCAAGAUGGUUUUAAGUUUUAUAAAUGUGGAAAUGAAAGAUAGAACUUUCGAUACCCGAACUGCUAAUAGUUUUUAUACGUUUUAGAAAAAAUACACAGGAAUAUUUAUAACAUAAGUAGAAAAAAAAGUAAUACGAAAGUUUCUAUCUUCCUUUAUCGGUAAUUUCAUCGCACAGAUAUUUCAGAAUUUUCAUUUGAGUUUCUUCUAAAUUUGGUAUUCUUCUUCCAGUGUUAGGUGAAACAUUAAGAAGAAUGAUCUCUCGCGUUUUAUUUUUCGCCGCUGGUAGAAGUAUUAGUAUAAUUAAGAAAGGUAUUUAGAGAAAGGAAACCGUCUUAAAAAGGAGAUCGUUUUUCAACUUAUUUUAAUUGUGUAUAUACGUACUACUAUGCUACGCUACGCUAUACUGUACCCUAAUCAAAUUUAAAGCAGAGCAAAGUACAUCUUCGUAGAAGAGACGAUCAAAUAAUAAAAAUGUUCAAGAUAUAAAAAUUCGGAUAAUAAAGAUUCUAUCGUGCGAUAUAUAGAGAUAUAGUUUUAAAUGAAUUUAAUCGUUUCUCCAAACGAUUUGAUUUUGUGGGAAAAUGUUGCAAGAAGCUAGAAACUGGAGGAAAAGUUCCGGUGAAUUCCUUUCGCCAAGUUCAAUCAGUAUAUAAUAUAAUAAAAUCAAUGAAGAGGAGGACGCGACAAAGGUUCAGAUAAACGCAUUCGCGCGAUUCGCUUCAGCUGGUGGUAUGUAUUCCUUAGAGCCGGUACUGCGUGUUAUCCGACACCUUAGCGAAAACUUGGUAGCGUGUACGACAGUUCUCUACGACAAAGUAUCCUCGAAGAAAGCUCGGGAGGAGAGGAAACUUGAAAGAAGAAGGGGAGUCUUUGCGUGUUUGGCAAGAUGUCUUUGACAAUGGCGUAAAUCGGUCUUACUAGCGCACAAUAGCGAACACUGGGCAUAUUUCCUUUACAGCUUAAGGGCGGAUAGAGCGCCUGUAACAAACUGCGGCUAACGUUUGUCCCAGAUAUCGAGUAAGAUGGAAAGAGAACAAAGGAGGAAUCUGAAUAUAGAAAGUCAAGAAACGUGGCCGUGAUAUCGCAAAAGUAGAGCGAUUCGAUUUUCUAGUUCUUCGUGAAAUUAACAUGUCGGUAUAGAAAGAUGGAACGAUUGCGAAAAUUAGUUUUAGCCGUCAGCUUUUAGACGCCAAGAAAAGCGGAUAUUCGAGAUGUUUCAGAAACUCGUGGACUUUUAGGACGGUUGGAAAAUCGUUAGAUAUCAUCGUCUUUCGUUUGACGGAUGUUGUUAAGAGGAUACAUGUACGCUCUGCUCUUUUCAUCCUCGAUUUUAAUAUCAAUGGGCAAACGUCCGGCUGCUCUCAUGAACCAACACUGCCACGUCGAUUCUGAUAUGCUUCGAACAGUAAAGGAAACGGUAAGACGAAUUCUAAGUAGAUACAUCGAUUUUCACUGAUUGUCACUGAGCGUUACCAAUAAUAGCACGGAAAAGAAGAAAUAAUAAACGAUCGAUUCGAAUAAUGAGGAAGCUUGACGCAAACACACAUGCUAGAUAGAGAUUAUAACAUACGCGUAUUGAAAUGGCCAUUAAUUAGAGAGACACGGUCUGAAUACAAUGAAGGAGCAACGUAGAGAAUGGUCUGAUGUUGCGUGCUGGAAGAAAGAAGAAAGUCGUGUACAUAAUAAGUAGAAAUUGUUUUUUAUCGUUGAAAUCAUUUAGAAGCAAGGUCGAGAACAUUCAUUCGCUACGCUACUCGUCACGCGGACAGCAGUGGUACGCAUUAAUAUUGUUUACGUAUACAUGUAUACGCGUGUGCCGCAUGAAUCUUUGAUACAUGUAUAUGUAAACAUCGCAUUUCCAUUAUUGCAUAUGUCUAUAUAUAUAGACACACAUACACAUGUACAUAUAUACAUACAUAUACGAGUGUAUAGAUAUAUAUGUGUGUAUGUGCGUGUGUAUAUAUGUAUAUGUAUAUACACGUAUAUACAAAAAAUAUAUAUAUAUAUUCAUAUAUUUUUUUUUUUAAUCCGCAUAGAUAAAAUAUACUAUACGAAUGAGAAAAAAAUCGCGUUAAACGAGAAAGGCAGCUAAUUACACACUUUUUUCGACGGUCUUUGUGAAAGUCCGCGAUCUUUUUUAAUUAAAAUUCCGCCGAGCACCCACGAUGAUCUCGUUAAUGUUCGACUUCACGAAGAACGACUAACAACUGAUUGUUCGGCAAAAAAAAUAUUUUACGAAAUAUGAUGUUUAUAUUAUACAGAAAAAAAAAACACAUCCAACUUAGGUACCUUGUGUCGAGAUGAGAAAUUAUAUAUAUAUAUAAAAUUGAAAGUUAUAUAUGUAUAUAAUUUUUAUAUAAGUCAUAUUGGCGGAUUGUUAUAUGCUAUAAUAUUUCUAAAUUAGAGGAAUCGAGGAGGUAUAUAAAUAUACAUAUAUAUACAUAUAUGUAUAUAGAUAUAUAUAUAUAUAUAUACGUAUGUAUAUAUAUGUAUAAAAUAUUAUGGAUGUACAUGUAUACAAAGCGUUUUAUUAGAGUUUACGUGAUUAGUUAUUGUAAGGACGAUUGUACAUAUUAUUACUCCGUUUAAAAUUGACUUGAUCGCGCUAAACUUAGAACGAGAUUUACCCUGUUUGGGGGACGCUAGAUUUUGCUCGAUCAUGUUUUCCUACUCGUUUUUCUUUUACUUUUAUUAUUUCUCUCAUUUAAUUUUUAAGACAGAAACGCUUGCACGCUAGCCCUAUUUCCGAGCAUGUGCAUUUCAUCGUUUAUACAUUAUAUUCGAGUUCACUUUGAAUCGAGAGAUCGUAACGAUAAGAUUAUUUUUUACGUCGAGGAAAAAGAAGAUGAAACUGAUCAUAAAAACGCGCCAAGAGUCACGUGUGACGCGUAAAUGGUAUUUGUACGAUUUAUUACGCGCAGUUUUAUAGAAGUGAUUCGAUGUUUUUAACAUAAAACAAUUUAAUUUGACGAAAAUGAAACUUUCGAUGUAGGAAUAUAUUCGAAGAAAUUUACACACGAAUUUUCACGCUGAAACAAAAACGAGAUUGUGACAUAGAAAUUCGAAGACUCUUACACGGAAGAACGUACAAGUCGAUUCGUUACAAACAUUGAUCCGAACGUUUACAUACACGAUUGUCACUUUCUAUUGUCUACGUUUCAAAAAUCUAGCUAACCAACGUUCCCCUUUGUCACGAAUUAACAAUCAGCACACACAGUGACAAACAUUUCAAUAUUGACUCAACGAAAAAUCGAAUUCACAAGGCAGAAACCGAUUCUCGAACGACGUUAACCCGAUGCUAAUCUUCCGCGCGGUUUGCGCCAGGGAUCGAGGGAAGAAAUCCAUUUUGCGGGUGGCAAACGAAUUCGUAAGGGGAGAGUCGACCGUUUUACUCAGAAAAUCGGCCUUGCCAUAGUUGGAAAGUUUCGAAGGAUUCCGCGAUAUCUCGCGCAAUGGGUCAAGUAUUCAAACGAUUCGAAUAAUUUGGACGUAUUCGAGUUAUUCCAGUGAACCGGGAACGUUUUCUCUCUGCAUAGUUCGUAGACGCUCCCGCGAUUCUUUCCCUUCCUGUACAUUUGAAAGUCGAAUCGACGCGACGUUCAUCCGACGCAAGAAAUCUUCACCGAAAAUUUACCGACGCAUAUUGUUAAGCCGGAAACACGUCACGCGCUAGCGCUAGGUUAGAACGUAAUAACGAUCGCAUUAAUUAGGUAAAGUAAAUACAACAUUCCAAGUAGAAGCCAGGACUGCCAAUCGAUUGAUAAGCAGCAAACGAAUACUUCCGAAGAAGUAUUCACGUCUGAUAACUUUGAGCUUGACGUGUGUUACCACCAUCACCUUUCUGAUUAACCUCCAAAAGUUUAAAGUCGCCGAUCGUUAUUUAUCAAAAGGUUAUUAACAAAGAAAUUAAUUUUCCCAGAAAUCUAAACAUUGCCGUACCAAGUACGGAAAUAUUUGCGAAAUAUUUAUCGCAUUUCUGCGUAUAAACAAACGCGAAUAAUAUAAAUAUACCAAGUUUGUAUCCACGACGUAUGAUGUGUCUUGUCCAACGUUCAGAAAAUGCGGAAUUAGGUUAGGUUAGACCCUAGUUCCUUCUGCGGUGAAUUUCAAUACUAACAUAAAUAACUAAUGUGAAAACACUUGGUGCGAAGAAGUUCAGAUUUCUGAGAAAAUUUCGGUAGGUUUUUCAAUUUUUUUUCGUUAAUAGUUUUUUAAUAACCAAUGAUCGGUGGCUUAAACCUGUUCAAGGUUACUCAGGAGAGUGAGCUUGAUAUCGCGUGUCAAGGUUAAGGUCGUCGGAUUUUUUCGGAGAUUAAUCAAUGAAAGCUCGCAACGAUUGGCGAAUUUAGAAUCAUGUCAGUUUGAGUCUAUCGUGUUUUGCGUUUAUUAUAGAAUAUUCGAUAAUUGUUAACUCCUCGUAAAGCCGGACAAGUUCUAUGGUUCGUUCGUUAAUGAUCGCCUGUUCCUUUACAAAGUAUUAUUGUAGAUUCGAAUAACGUGCGUGAAAGUAGCAUUCCUUUAUUUUUUAUAUCACGUAGCCUCGUUCCGUAUACUGUAACGAUCCCCUUUCCUUUUGAUAUUACACAAUGGCUUGGAUAAAAAUAUUCUGAAAAUGAAUGACGAAGAUGAUCGUUGGAAGAACGAUCCAUUGGGAGUCCAGGAAAGUCGUAUCGAUACUAUGCCUUGCAAUUAAGUAAAACUGCUAAACGCGCAGUAAGCUUUAGAACAAGUAAUAAAGAUUAAUUUAAAAGGCACUUUUGUACGAACGUAAAUCAUAUCUCUUAAAUACCUUCGAUAUUAUUCACGGAAGCUACGAAUGAUAUAUCGAAAAUCGACCGAAUCGAUGAAUUUCUCGGAUAAUCUGACGUUUAUGUUCCCACAAGCUUUCUCCGAUCUCCGAUAAUCCUAUGUCAUGAAAAUUAUAUAAUUCAUCGUUAAUUCAUCAUUAAAAGAGACAAAAAGAUAUACGUAAUUCUUAAAAGCUUAAAUCUUAAGUCAUAACGUAGGCUUGUCAGGCUUUACAACUGAUAUUUUCAAUUAUGAUAAUCCGCUUGAAAUGCUUUAUCAAAAUGAUUGGUCAAACUCGAUAAACGAGGUAAUUAUUGGUUAAAACUAUUAGUUGAUAUGUCUUCGUAAUUACGUGGAUCAGUUAAACUCUUUGUAAUCUAUUCUUUACAACGUUCAUUUUGUAACAUCGUCAACAUUGGCAGAUAUCUGUCGUGGAACCAUUAUCACGACAAACAUAUAUAUUAAGCUAUCCAUUUUGAUAACAAUAAUUCAUUGACACAACGUCAUUUUUAAAUAGUUACAAACGAAAUAUUCUCAUUCAUCGAUUAUUGUAACAAUAAAAACUCGCGCUUAAUUGUUUCGUUCGGACUUUAGAAAUUACUAACACGUACACGAUAAAUGCAUAGAUCUUGGUUAACUUCAUAUCAUAAAUAUAUAUAGAGAACGAUGCUUGAUAAGUGAACCGUUUGUACUAGAAACUAUCUAAUCUCACCGCAAUCUACUGUAUUUUAUAAUUAAUCACAAAGAACGUUGGAGAUUGGUGCCGGGAAACACCGAUCAGUUGAUUUUACCACGUGCAUGGAAUGCUGACGCCGUUUUGUUUUUUUUUUUUUUUUUAUUUAGUUUUACGUUCUGUAAAAAAUAUUAAUCAAACGAUUGUAUCUUUGCAAAAGACUCGUAAAUAAACCAAAAUGCUACCGCUCGAAUAUAAUUUCGAAAAUAAUCGUAUCGUAUAGUACAAACGGAUCUGCCCAACAAUAGAAAAUAGCAGUGACUGCAAAAAAAAAAGUGUAGAAGAUGUUUCUUUGGCUCGAAAAAAAAAAUGGUAAACUAUAAUAUUUUGCUAAAGAUGUCAGUAACAUAACUUACUACCUUUAAACGAAACACAGCGAGUGUAGUAAGCUGUAGAAGUUGGGCAGAGAUAUUCUCAUUGGACUAAAGAUAAAAUCGAAUGA